AUGAAGAGCGUGGAGUUGGGUUUAUUGAGACUCAUGCAUGUAGAUACAAAUUUGCGAGGUGAUGUCGAGUCUAGUGAACUUGAGAUGCUACAAUGUCCUAACAAGUGCUCAAUAGAGGGUGGGCUUGAUGAUGUAUGGGUGAUUGUUGAUGAUAGGCUGUAUCAGAAUUCCUGUAAGAAAUUCAGCAGGAGUUUUGUUAAGGAUUUGUGGAAUUUAGGGCGGGAUCUGACCAAGGUGGUGAUUGUUGACGACAAGCCUUAUUCUUACAUUUUGCAGCCCGAAAACGCCAUCCCGAUUAUUCCUUUUACUGAUGAUCUUGGAGAUGAUGAAUUGAAGAAAUUGAUGAGUGGAUUUUUCACAAGGUGUCAUGAAUUUGAAGAUUUGAGGGAUGCUGUGAAACAUUAUGUUGGAAAUGGAGUUGCAUAUUCAAAUUGCAUUGAGAAAUUGAGUGAAGAUAUGUGGGGAUAG
Messenger RNA from Helianthus annuus (common sunflower), 468 nucleotides. Its product is annotated as phosphatase Herzog-like. Gene Ontology annotation, molecular function: phosphoprotein phosphatase activity. The record is from RefSeq and is a predicted model, not a curated record. The transcript is spliced from 2 exons. NCBI's taxonomy places the organism in Eukaryota, Viridiplantae, Streptophyta, Magnoliopsida, Asterales, Asteraceae. Bases 1 to 468 code for a protein of 155 amino acids.